AAGCAAAACCAAAGCAUUCGGUUAGAGCAGUGUUUGUAAAACUUGGACACAGAGAGAAAACAAAGUGUCUCUGUAUAUAUCAACGCCCCUCUCAGAAUCGAGCAGGGAUCACCCUGAUAGCAGGCUUCAGACCAUCAGAGACCAUGGGAGGAAAAACAGAGUUCAACUCAGUCCUGCUGGAUACCAGAACAAAGUAACUCACAACUACUGGAAUGAGAAUAUGAAAAUAGAGAGCACGCUCUUCCCUGACACAAACCAGAGCCUGGGGGAGCAGCAGCCAACAAAACGUAAGAAAGGUCCCGCACCGAAGAUGUUGGGAAAUGAGCUGUGUAGUGUAUGCGGAGACAAAGCCUCAGGAUUCCAUUACAAUGUGCUAAGCUGUGAGGGCUGCAAGGGCUUCUUCAGACGCAGUGUGAUCAAGGGCGCCCAAUAUUCAUGCAAGAAUAGCGGCCAGUGUCAGAUGGAUAUGUACAUGCGAAGAAAAUGCCAAGAAUGCCGGCUACGCAAGUGUCGACAGGCGGGAAUGUUGGAGCAAUGUGUCCUCUCAGAGGAACAGAUCCGACUAAAGAAGAUGAAGAAGCUGGAGGAAGAGAUGACAAAGACUGUAAGGGUCACCUCAAGCCCCCUGUCUAGCUGGGAAACUCCAAGACUCAAUGUGGCGCAGAUUGAAAUGAUCAGAAAAUUAGUUGCUGUUCAGCAACAGUGUAACAAGCGCUCAUUCAGUGACCGAUUGAAAGUGACGCCAUGGCCGCAGAGUGUCGAUUUGCACAGUCGAGAGAUGAGACAGCAGAGAUUUGCACACUUCACUGAACUGGCAAUCAUCUCCGUUCAGGAAAUAGUGGACUUUGCAAAACAGGUGCCAGGGUUCCUGGAUCUCACCCGUGAAGAUCAGAUUGCUCUGCUCAAGACUUCCACCAUUGAGAUUAUGCUGCUGGAAACCUCACGAAGGUAUGAUCCACAAAUCCAGGGCAUCACCUUUCUGCAAGAUUUCAGUUACAACAGAGAUGACUUUGCUGGGGCGGGUCUACAGUUUGAGUUUAUAAAUCCCAUCUUUGAGUUUUCAAAGGGCAUGAAUGAUCUCCACUUGGAUGAUGCAGAAUACGCUCUACUAAUUGCCAUCAAUCUCUUCUCAGCGGAUCGCCCAAAUGUUGAAGACCAUGAGCUGGUGGAAAGACUGCAACAGCCUUACGUUGAAGCUCUCCAUUCCUAUACACGGAUAAAGAGACCAAACGAUCACUUGAUGUUUCCUCGGAUGCUGAUGAAGCUGGUUUGUCUGCGGACUCUGAGCAGCGUCCAUUCUGAGCAAGUCUUUGCACUACGACUGCAGGAUAAAAAAUUGCCGCCCCUCCUUUCAGAAAUCUGGGACAUGCACGAAUGACUCUGGAGUCCUCUGUAUAGAGUCCAGCUCAACGAAUCAGAUACAACGUCAAAUGGGGGAAGCUUCUCUUGGUGGAAAUGAGAACAGCCGAGGAAAGCGACGGUUCAGAGAGGAAGUUAGGAAGACCACCAGCUGCAAUUAUCAAUGCAACACUCUCAUCAUGUUCAGGAUAUUUUAAGGGAUUUUCUAUGUUGAAUCUGGAAAGAUCAAUUUUACCAUGCUUUGUUUUUAACGUGCUAACUGUAUGGUAGCUGACUGUCUCUGUUUAUGUUCAUUGUAUGGAUCUUUAAGCUGCAGUCAUUAGUGGUCUCGCUUUCUGCAGGCCUGGCCGGGUACAGGCUGAAGUCUGGCUGGGAUAAUUGUAACAGGAAAGGAGAAUCAACGGUUCCUGUCCCUGUCACACAGCCAGUUUCGAGCUGGAUGGCAGGCUCAGGGAAAGCACUUUGUUCACCAGUGAAGCAGCAGUCAGACUGGAGAGCGGGCCACUGUUACUGAGAGACAUAACGUCAACUAACCAAAAUCAGAAUGGGCCUCGAUGCAGCUUUAUAUGAAGCCACUGAUUUAUUAUAAUGCACUAAAGCCAACCUAAAAGCUUACUCAGACUGGUAUCUAUUUAUAGUGUCUCAGUCUCAGACUGGUAUCUAUUGACAGUGUCUCAGUCUCAGACUGAUAUCUAUUGAUCGUGUCUGUCAGCCUCACACUGGUAUCUUUUGACAGUAUUUCCGUCUCAGACUGGUAUCUAUUGACAGUGCCAAUCAGUCUCAGACUGGUAUCCAUUGACAGUUUCUCAAUCACAGACUGGUAUCUAUUGAGUGUCAGUCAGUCUCAGAUUGGUAUCCAUUAAUAGUGCCUCAGUCUCAGACAGGCAUCUAUUGACAGUGUCAGUCAUUCUCAGAUUGGUAUCCAUUGAUAAUGCCUCAGUCUCACACUGGUAUCCACUGACAGUGCCUGUCAGUCUCAGACUGGUAUCUAUUGACAGUGUCAGUCAGUCUCUGACACUGUCCUUACAUACCAGUCUGAUAUUGAUCAGCAUGUCAAUAGAUGCCAGUGUGAAACUGACAGGCACUGUCAAUAGAUACCAGUCCGUCAGUCUCAGACUGGUGUCUGUUGACGGUGUCAGUCAGUCUCAGAUUGAUAUCCGUUGACAGUGUCUCAGUCUCAGACUGGUAAUAAUUCACAGUGUCAGUCAGUUUCAAACUGGUAUCUGUUGACAGUGCCUCAGGGACAGUCAGUCUCAGAUUGGUAUCCAUUGACAGUGUCUCAGUUUCAGACUGGUAUAUAUUCAGUGUUAGUCAGUCUCAGACUGGUAUCCAUUGACAGUGCCUCAGUGCCAGUCACUCUCAGACUGGUAUCUAUUGACAGUGUCAGUCAGUCUCAGACUGGCACUUAUUGACAGUGUCUGUCAGGCUCAGACUGGUAUCUAUUGACAGUGUGUGUCAGUCUCUGACUGGUAUCUAUUGAUAGUGUCAGUCAGUCUCAGAUUGGUAUCCAUUGACAGUGCCUCAAUGCCAGUCACUCUCAGGCUGGUAUCUAUUGACAGUGUCUGUCAGGCUCAGACUGGUAUCCAUUGACAGUGCCUGUCACUCUCAGGCUGGUAUCUAUUGACAGUGUCUGUCAGGCUCAGAUUGGUACCUAUUGACAGUGUCUGUCAGGCUCAGACUGGUACCUCUUGACUGUGUCUGUCAGGCUCAGACUGGUACCGCUUGACAGUGUCAGUCAGUCUCAGACUGGUAUCUAUAGGCAAUGUCAGUCAGUCUCAGAUUGAACAUAGAAACGUAGGACUUAGAAGGAGAAGGCCAUUUGGCCCUUCAAGCCUGCUUCACCAUUCAAUAGGAUCAUGGCUGGUCUGGUUGUGAUCUCAACGUCACUUUGCCGUUUGUCCCCCAUGACCCUUGGUUCUUUUGUCUGUCAAAAAUCUGUCAAACUCUGCUUGAAUACAUUCAAUGGCCCAGACUUCACUGUUUUCUAGGGAAGAGAAUUUUGAGAGAAAAAUUUCUUCUCAUCUCCAUGUUAAACGGUGGACCUUUCAUUUUUAAACUGUGCCGUCUAGUCCUAAUCUCUUCCUGAAACAUUCUCCUGGUAUCUGCCCUAUCAAGUCCCCUCAGGAUCUUAUGUGUUUCAAUAAGAUCCUCUCUCAUUCUUCUAAACUCCAAUGGGUACAGGCCCAAUCUGUCCAAUCUUUCCUCAUAAGACAACCCCCUCCUCCCAGGAAUAAGCCAAGUGAGCUUUCUCUGAACUGCUUCUUAUGCAAUUAAAUAUUUUUUUCAAAUAAGGAGACCAAAACUGUACACAGCACCCCAGAUGUGGUCUCACCAA
This is a messenger RNA of Carcharodon carcharias (great white shark), 3694 nucleotides long. RefSeq names its product nuclear receptor subfamily 1, group H, member 3 (gene nr1h3). Gene Ontology annotation, biological process: positive regulation of transcription by RNA polymerase II; cell differentiation; lipid metabolic process. The coding region runs from base 221 to 1378 and encodes 385 amino acids. Gene Ontology annotation, molecular function: RNA polymerase II cis-regulatory region sequence-specific DNA binding; zinc ion binding; nuclear receptor activity. NCBI's taxonomy places the organism in Eukaryota, Metazoa, Chordata, Chondrichthyes, Lamniformes, Lamnidae. The record is from RefSeq and is a predicted model, not a curated record. The transcript is spliced from 9 exons.